This is a messenger RNA of Spodoptera littoralis (African cotton leafworm), 555 nucleotides long. The record is from the annotation of a GenBank genome assembly. NCBI's taxonomy places the organism in Eukaryota, Metazoa, Arthropoda, Insecta, Lepidoptera, Noctuidae.
AUGAGUCGACAAUCACAAACGCUGAAUUAUUUCCACAAGGAAUAUUUUCGUCACCCUGUAAAUUCGUACAAAGCAUUCCCAAAGCUGAAUAAAUGUAAUAAAUCAUGUUCCUCGCUUGUUCGCGAGACCCACUCAUAUACGCACAAACGACGAGCACGGAGGUUGGACGACCGGUGCAAAGAACGACAGAAGCGAUUCGAACGAACACGACUAUGUACGCAUGGAGUUCGUGGGGAACCUGGACUCCUUGCUCGAAGACCUGCGGAGGUGGUGUGGCUAAUGCGGCGUAGUAGAAAAAGAAGGAAACUUGUAAGGAGUAUAGACCACACGAGGCGAGCACGCAACGUGAUCCAUGGACCGAGCUCAUCGGGACCUGACUGCCCUGGACUAGCAAGGCGAUACCACGAGUGUAAUACUGCACCGUGUCCCGGUCCGGUGCGAGAUCCGCGCGUAGAACAGUGUGCCAUGUACGACCGCAGACCUUUUCGCGGUCGGUUCUACACCUGGGUGCCUUAUGUUGAUGGUAAGCUCCUGCUCUCAGUAAUUAUCAGUUAG